CCGAGCGAAGGGCUUGCAGUCAGGCAGGGUUCUAAUGGGGCUAGGUAGUAGGAGGAUGUUUACUGCCACAGCACGGGGCUCCUUGGUAAAAGUCCGAAUCGAUUCUUGCUGAGGAGAUGUGACAGUUGUACCGCACAAUGACUUUCGAGAGCAUAAGGACGUCGACCUUCAGUUACCAGUCCUCGAUACACAGCUCGCACGUCCUUCUGUGCCUUAACGAGCAGAGACAGAAGGGGAUUCUGUGCGAUGUGACUGUUGUGGUCGAAGACAAGAGCUUUCAAGCUCAUCGCUCGGUGCUUGCAGCCUGUAGCGACUACUUCCGGUCAAGAGUCACGAGCCGCCAUGACCAUGUCAUUACGCUUCCCAAGGAGGUAACAGUGGAAGGGUUCGACCCACUGCUUCAGUUUGCCUACACUGCAAAGCUCCUUUUUACCAAAGAAAAUGUCCUUGAGAUCCGAAAUUGUGCCGAGGUCUUGGGUUUCCACAACUUGGACAAAGCCUGCUUUGAUUUUGUUGUUCCAAAGUUUUUUGAGAGUGGAAAAAACACACAAAGAAGUCCAAGAAAAUUAUGCUGCAGGAGCCGAUGUUGGAAAGAGAAAUUGCUGGCAGCAGAGUCUGUAAAUAUAGAUGAUGUGGGAGAGGAUGCCUUGGAUACUGAAUCCCCUGACACUGGGACUCUGAAAAAGAAGAGUGAUACAGUCCAGUGCCCUGAAUUGCAGGCAGAAAUGCCCGGAGGCUGCAGCCCAAACUGUUCAGAGAGAAGUACCCAGGCUGGUUUCUCUUCUUUGUGUCCAAAAUACAGGAAGUUUCAGAUUGCUUGUGGGAAAGACAGGUUUUGCCUUGAGAACUGCGGCCAAGAAAUACAGCAGUUUUUUCUCUCGGCGGCACCUGAAACUUUCAGCCCCAGCAGCCAGCCAUGUGGAGCCGGUGACAACAGGAAAGAGAAUCCACUGGGAAACGUGACUGGCCAGAGCGAUUUGGAAAUGGAGGAGCACCAUGACAAUGGAACAUCUGAAACGGACAAGUGCCACCCUUGUGGCCAGCAGGUUUUGGAAACUCUCUGUGCCGCGGGGACGUCUACACCGUGCUGUAGUCGGUCUCUCGCGUUAAGCUCCCCGGCGUCCAGCGGCUUGCGUCCCGAUCCAUUGGAAAUGUGUGGUGUUCUGGAGGACAGGGCUUUGGAGGAUGGCGGAGAAGAACAAGCGAUCAAAGCUGGCCUGCCAGAUCCUGUGCUCCCUGGUCUUGUUCUGAAGGACCAGCCUGGCCCUGGAGAGAGUGGAGAAAGGAGCAGUGUAGAGAGGGAGGUAGCUGAACACCUAGCCAAGGGGUUCUGGAGUGAGCUUUGCCCUCCUCCGGCAGAAGGCUUGGAUGGAGAUCGGGGUCCUUCGCAGCAGGCCACUUCGGAAGGAACCACCGAGUUUCGCUGGCUUUCCAUGAACAUCAACAAGAGCUACGAGCAGCUGGAUCUGACUGCCAGCACAGCGGACUGCCCCUUCCUGAGGGACCUGGACACUCAGGACUGUUGUGACCUCACGGAGGAGCAGAUCGAGUGCGGGGUCGUCUCGCAGCCGGAGAAGAGCCCUUAUAUCUCCUCAAUCAACUCGGGGGACGACUCCGAUUUUGACACGGAGGGGGACAGCGAAUCCUUCACAAGAGAGCGAGCCCGUGAGGUAGCAUUGCCAUUCUCUGUCGAAGAGAUUGCCUCCUUGAGCAGAAACGAUUUCCAGCAAAUGCUGAAAUACCACAAACUAACUCGGGAACAGCUGGACUUUGUUCACGACGUAAGGCGACGAAGUAAAAACCGAAUCGCAGCCCAGCGAUGCCGCAAGAGAAAGCUGGACUGCAUUCAAAACCUGGAGUCUGAAAUCGAUAAGCUGAAAACCGAAAAGGAGAAGCUCCUGGAGGAGAAGCAGCAGCUCAAAAUGAGGAUGGGAGAGACGCGGCAGGAUCUGUCCAAGCUGUACCAGAGGCUAUGCAGCGAGGCGGCGCUGACGCAGGACCAGCUGCAGGUGUUUGCCAAGUACUCCUCUCCGAACUGCCCCCUUUCCUCGCUGCUUGCAUCCAGCGGGAGCCCGGCCUGCCCAGAACUCGGGCCUCUGCUUUCCUCCUUAGCGGGAGACUCCUGUGGUACCGAGCUAACAGGGGAGCCUGAGGGAGAGUCUGCCCCCAGGACUGCAGACCCUCCCUCCACAGAGCACUGCUGCCAGAGUGUUAUCUCUGACUUUUGUUUGGAAAUGACAAGCAAAUGUACCACAGAGUAAUUACUGCUUUUAUCAUUUAUGUACACUUUAAAACCCAAUCCCCAUUUUAAAAUUGCCUUUAUUUUGCUUUUUACCUAUUAAAAAAUGCAAUUGAUAAAGAAAUUGCAAAUUUCAUAAGGAAAUUGUAAAUACUCCACUAGUAUGGUACUUUAAUAUUCUUGCUGGAGACCUUUCUUUAACUUUUAAUGAUGUAAUUUCUCAAAACAAUAUUAAAACAAUGUCAUUAUGCAAGAUAAUUAUAAAGCAUUCCCUAAAGCUACACUGGAGUCUUAUGUAUUUUUCAGGAACUCUUAAAGGAGCAUACCGUCACUUCAGGAAGCAUUAUUUAAUAAACUUGGUGCCUGAUUUUGUCAUAUCACAGGAGUUAAGCACAGUAGAUCCUGGUUAGUGUACUGAGUUGGAUUUAAAAGGAAAGUAAGGUGCUGCAUCCGGGAUAAUGGCUCAACACUAGAUAGCCUCAGGACCAAGAGAUCAACACAUACCUCACGAGUGAGAUGCAGCUGAAGGAUUCUUUCACAAAACGUUCUUAUCAAAACUCGGUCUUGCUUUGUCAUUAUGAAAGUCACUAAGCAUCUUUUCCCCCAUGAAAUCUUUCAAAGCUUAUGGUGCUUAAUAGUAUAGAAAGAGUAAAAUAACUUGGUGCUGCUCUAUGAUGUGACACAAUAAAAACACUCAAAUGUAGGAAGGACAGAUUUCUAACUAGGUUCUGUAGUCUUGUCAAGAGUGCACUGAAGUGUACUGUUGCUGUGAAACUUGGGCUGGAUGCAUUUGGAUUAUGUGGGCUGUACUGCCCACCGGUUUUUGUAUAACAGUAACCAUCGAUCUGUCACAGUUCUGGGCGACAGCAGAAUUUGAUGUGCACAAUCGGAGCUUUGUCUGGUCUUCUACAGGCACUUAAAAGGGCACAUUGGGAUGCGACUGAGGGCAGAAUGAAUGACAACUCCAGUUAAGAUUUAGCCAGUUUUCUGCUUUGGGGCUGUGAUUUGAGGCUUGUCAUGUUUGAAUCGAAUUGACCAUGUUGAGAUCCAAGAAGAGCAGGUGUAUUUUGCAGGACUUUAUUACUCCUGUACAGAGAAACAUCCAUAGUAGAUCCCAGUACAAGGUGCAGCUGGUUUCAUUGGAUGGAAAGUGGUUGCAAUUCAGUAAAACAGUAUUGAUAAAUAUUCCUAACUUGUGAAAGGUGCAUAUGUUAAUAAUGCUAACAAAACAUGUAGGUCCUAAACUUUUGUGGAUCUAUUGCAUGUUUCAUCUUCACUUGCCUCCCAAUGUACUGUUUGUGAGCUGUGGUGCUCAAUGUGCAAUGCCAAAAGUAGUAGUAGACAUGAUAACAGAAAAAUGGGCUGCUUAUUAAUUACAAAUUGCAGUAUGACCAGAGCAAACAAGCAUAUACUACACAAUCUGUAUGUUCCCUUCUAAUUCUUCUGUAAGAGACUUGGCCAGUGAUUCCAUCUGUUCCUGGAACCAGGCUGUGGUGUGGUUUGAGGGUAGCUGAGCUGCCAUGUUUUACCACCAGAUCAAGCAGCUCUUGGCUGGAAGUUGAUUGAUCUGAAUGGACAUUGUCAUAACGUGCUUUUGAAUCUCUCCUACACUGUUUAGAAAAGGUGCAAUUUGAAUCUGUUCAAGUUUUUUUUAAUUAAAAAAACAAGUUUGUAACAACUUCCAUGUCGUAAAGGUUUUCUGCGUAAGUCUUUUUGGAAAUACAGUUCCAGGGGUAAUGACAUCACUCCGUGCAACUCCAGAUCUUCUAGUUUCUGGUUCCUUAAAAGUAUUGUAAAUCAAACGUGCUGUUGUUUCUCAUACUUCUGUAUUUUCUGGUUUCGUACGAUUUUGAAUUCCUUUUUUUCCAGAUGGACAGGUGAAAGGUGGAGGUCAGCUGCCCAAGUCUGUGCAAUCUGUCAUAAGAGACAUGUUCACUUAAGAACACUUACAAAACCUCCUGAUCAGUAAAGAACAGCAUCACUCUGGCUUUUGACUGGCCAUUGCUAUUGGUCACACUUUAAUUUCCUGGUAUUUGAACCUUUAUUGCUUGUGGUCUAAAAAGAGUGAUGUAUUGUAGCAGUGCUUUCUUUAAUGAAGAAAUGUGUUCCUGUUGUAAAACAAUAUUUAUGGGAAGAUUUUGGAAGUUGUGACAGGUCUCUCUGUACCUACAUUGAAUGUUCUGAUGUUAUUAGGUUGAUUGAUUUAUAUUUGUCAGUUGUUUUUAUAUAAGGUGUGUGCAUCUGAUGCUUUGUUAGAAACAUACAAUUAACAGGUUUAUACAUUUCCCGAAGAUGAACAAGUUUCUUGGAAUAGUGAUUCAGCUAAGAGUUCAAUGAAAAAUGGUGUGUUAAAACUCAAACAUGCAGUCUUUUUUCCACCUACUUUCAAGGAAUGGAGUGUGUGUACCUGGAAUGUGGCCGAGUUUUUUUU
Molecule: messenger RNA, 4670 nt
Organism: Lepisosteus oculatus (spotted gar)
Lineage: Eukaryota; Metazoa; Chordata; Actinopteri; Semionotiformes; Lepisosteidae
Gene: bach1b
Product: BTB and CNC homology 1, basic leucine zipper transcription factor 1 b
Biological process (GO): regulation of transcription by RNA polymerase II
Molecular function (GO): RNA polymerase II cis-regulatory region sequence-specific DNA binding; protein binding; DNA-binding transcription factor activity, RNA polymerase II-specific
Source: RefSeq, a predicted model, not a curated record